Messenger RNA from Trametes versicolor FP-101664 SS1, 2251 nucleotides. Its product is annotated as endonuclease/exonuclease/phosphatase. The transcript has 9 exons. Gene Ontology annotation, molecular function: catalytic activity. Lineage: Eukaryota; Fungi; Basidiomycota; Agaricomycetes; Polyporales; Polyporaceae. The record is from RefSeq and is a predicted model, not a curated record. The coding region runs from base 186 to 2132 and encodes 648 amino acids.
GCCACCGACCCGCCUUUGUCUAGCUGCCUGCGUGCGGUUGCCCUAGGAAACGGUUCUUGUCUCGAGUCUCCAUAUACUCCUCGUCUCUGUGAUACCCCCACACCCACGACCUGCAAACGCUUCACGGCUACAGCCUGAAGACUCGGCGAACGCAGCUUCGCGCCUGAUCCCAUACUGCCGCUACUAUGAAGCUCACUGCUCUUAGCAUAUCACCCCUCUGUCUACUUGCCGGACAUGUCUAUGCGCAAGAAACGCUUGCAGUGAGGAUUACGGACAUACAAGGACCCUCCUUCCAAUCUCCGUUCUCCGGGCAGUACGUGGAAGUAACUGGAGUCGUGACUGCGAAGGAUAGGUACGGCGCGUGGAUCCAAGGGGAGAGUGUAGAUGACGAGCGAAUCUCGACUGGUCUUCGUCUGUUUGGAAACCUUGCAUCCAAGCUCACUCAAGUCGGAGACCUUGUCUCCGUGGCUGGGCGAGUCACCGAAUAUCGCUCAAGAGACAACGACCUGUUCCUCACGGAGCUCGACCAACUCUCUUCGGUGAAGACUCUUUCGACAGGCCAUGCGAUCGCACCUCUUGUUCUCGGUGUCGACCGAACGCCUCCACGGAACCAGUUCUCCUCGCUCGAUACAGGCUCUGACGGAUGGCUCUCAUUCCCCAACAACAUCACUCUGCUCGAAUCUGUCAACGCGACUUUGCGUCCGGAUGAGUUCGGCUUGGACUUCUGGGAAAGCCUGGAGGGUCAACUUGUCACCGUGCCAUCUCCCACUGCCGCGAACUUCCCGGAUAGAUUUGGCUCCGUGUGGGUGUACGGCGACUGGCCCGUGACGGGACAGAACCAGCGGGGCGGCCUCACCAUACAUACCGAUACGCACGGCGUUCCACCAGCGCACUCAGAAGCCAUACUCAUCGGACGUCCUCUUGACGGGAGCCGCAACCCCAAGACUAUGAUGGGCAUGAAGCUGGCCAACAUCACCGGUGUUGUGACUUACCAGUUUGGGGCCUACUACGUUAUGCCCCUUGCCGCGCCUGAGGUGCUCGCGGCUCCUUCUACGGAGGUUUCACCGUCAACACUCAACUCGAGCACGCACGUCUGUCAACUCCGCAUCGGUGACUACAACGUUGAGAACAUGUCCCCGCGUUCACGUCACAUCCCCCGCAUCUCCGAGCACAUAGCGGACUACCUUCACACUCCCGACAUCGUGUUUGUGCAAGAGAUUCAGGAUGACUCUGGGCCGCGCAACAACGGCAUCGUGAGCGCGAACAAGACGCUUAAGGCGCUCGCCGACGCGAUCGAGAAAGCCAGCGGUGUGAAGUACCACUUCGUGAACAUCGAUCCCCAGGACAACAAGGACGGUGGUGCACCGGGUGGAAACAUUCGCGUCGCAUACUUGUGGCGCCCAGAGCGCGUAUCUCUGGCCCCCGGCGUUCGGGGGAAUGCAACGCUUUCCACCAAUCCAGUAGCAGACGUAGACGGCAAUGUGGAGCUCAGCUACAACCCUGGGCGCAUCGACCCGCUUCAUUCUGCAUGGGAGGAGACGCGGAAGCCGCUAGCGGCGGCGUGGCAGACCACCUCCGGCGAGCGUUUCUACACUGUCAACGUGCAUCUGAGCUCCAAACGCGAUAGCUCGUCUGCGCAGGGCGACGCCCGCCCGCCCGUGAACGGCCACGCCGAACGUCGUCUCAGCCAGGUCAACGUCACUGCCACGUUCGUGCGCUCGCUGCUCGACCUGGACCCGAACGCGAGCGUCAUCGUCGCGGGCGACAUGAACGAGUACCUCGCCACUCGCGCCGUCCUCCGCCCGCUGUCUGCGGUGCUGCACGACGCGAACGAGGUAGCAGGCGUGCCCCCAGCCGAGCGCUACACGUACGCGUACGACCAGAACGCGCAGGAGAUCGACCACGUCUUUGUCUCAGAGGCGAUCGCGCAGCGGCGCGGAGGCGUACUUUCCGGUGCAGGCUCUGGCGUGGAGGUGGAGCAUGUGCAUGUUAACACUUGGGCGGAGACCAUUGGUUCGCGGGCGAGCGACCAUGACCCGACGGUGGUACGGCUGUGGGUGUGCGAUCCCGAAGCUGACGAGUGGUCUCGAGCGGCGGAGCUCGGCGAGGACCAUGGCCAAACCAUCUUGUGAUCCAGGUUGGACACCAUCCGCCCAUGGACGACUCUCGCUUGGUUAGCAACAUAACACCUGUAUCUGCACUUAGCUUUCUGUGUACAGUAUUGAAUUUCAACUACGAGUGAAUACCCGCC